This is a messenger RNA of Mizuhopecten yessoensis (Yesso scallop), 1959 nucleotides long. Its product is annotated as deleted in malignant brain tumors 1 protein-like. The coding region runs from base 241 to 1299 and encodes 352 amino acids. The record is from RefSeq and is a predicted model, not a curated record. The transcript is spliced from 15 exons. Lineage: Eukaryota; Metazoa; Mollusca; Bivalvia; Pectinida; Pectinidae.
ACGCUUGGCUAUUGUAGGGUUACACAUACUUGGGGUCUGUGUACUCUCUGUAGGGUUAAACAUGUGUGUAGUCAAUACGUAUAUAUAUACUUAACAUAGAAUUAUAUAGGUAAAUGUGCCCAAUGGCAAUGUACAGGAUGGCACAUUCUUUUCUGGACAUCGAGACUGAUUAUACCGGUGCUGGAAUGAAGAACAAGCUGUCAAUAAACGUUUAUAAGCACUGAUCGACUGUCCUUUUCAAUGGUGACCAAUAUGGCAGCCAAGUGGGUUUGGUCACUGUUGUUGCUUGUGAAGAUACAUUUCGAUUCAGGGUACGCUCAGUGUGUCAAUACGUUAGAUGUGACGGCUCAUCUAGACUAUUCUGGACAUAUUAAAUCGCCGAACUACCCAUAUAACUACAAUAAUCGGGCCAACUGUGAAUGGCUGAUAACAGCUAGCACUGGCGUGGUUGUCAUCAGCAUCGAUGAUAUGCUGUUAGAAACUAACUUCGAUAAUAUUUACUUUUAUGAUGGCUCUUCCUCGUCAGGAACAUUGCUCGGUAGUUACACCGCGGAGACAACUGGCAUUGAAAUCUCGUCAGGCACAACAAUGCUGGUGCGUUUCACAACAGACUCGAGUGUUACCCGGCAUGGAUUCAAAUUGACUUAUUUUGCUCUCUACUCGGCGUCUUCCUCAAACCUACACGCGUGGCCGUACUCGCCCUGUGGCACCACCAUCAAUAUCAAUACUAACGAUAUCCAGCAGCUGAAGCUAUCCUCCGCCCCACUGUCUACUUCUCCUUCGCUGAGUAACUGCGAUGUGACCUUCUCCGUGUCGGCCAGUAAUUUGAAUGUGACCAUACUUUGGAGUGAUUUGGCGUUCACUUCGAAUGGUUUGAAUGUGACGUCCGUUAACCUUUGUGAUCAGCAGUAUGGACUCUCUGUAUGGGACGGUAACGGCUCCACCUUGUUGUAUUGGCUGUGUAACGCCGACCAGAGCUCUGAUGAUACCGUUAUUAUCUACCCUACUCAGACAUCGGUAAUGUUCCGAUACAACUCUCCCAUCUCUACCACGGGCCCGAUCAUCAGCAUUCAGAAUUAUGGAGGGACAGCCGCUACAGCCACAGUACCAAUUCCUACGACACAGUCUAUCGUCUCAUCGUGUGGUGAUAGAUCGAUGAUCUCAGAGUCGUUUCAACAAUAUCUUACGUCUCCCAACUACCCAAACUAUUAUAGCAACUACUUAAGUUGUAUCUGGACAAUUACGUCACACGAUCUUAAUGGUGUCAUUACAUUGAAUAUCAUCAGUCUGUAUACAUAGUUAGUCCACGAUUACCUCUCCGUGUAUGACGGUCCCGGUACCGGCUACCCUGUCUUGGGUGUCCAGUACAGUGGCAGCUACACAAACGUCACUCUGACAUCCACUUCAGCCUAUGUCACCUUGUACUUCAGUACCGAUCAUUCCAUCACCAACUCCGGUUUUUACAUCUCUUACUACACUUCGGGUACUGCAUCUACGCCGACAUGUGCAUCAGGUUACAGCCCGAUUAAUGAAUUGGACGCGUCAAGCACUGAGGGAUCAAUCUACUCCCAUAUCGCGUACCCGUCAGGUUCCUAUGACAAUGGAUAUGAACAAUACUGGUUGAUUAAGAAGUCGGACGUCUCUGAUACGUUAACGUUUUACUUCGCUGCGUUCCGACUAGAGGCUUGUUCCUACGACACACUCAAAGUCUAUCAAGGUGGGUGUCUUUACGACACCCUUGAAUACACCUUUUGUGGCGAGGUGGAUUUAUCUCUGAAAUACACUGUUAGCCGCGGUCAGUAUGUUCUCUUCUACAUGAGCACAGACUAUUCCGUACGCUAUACGGGAUUCGAAAUGAGAUACUAUACUGGUGACGGUACAGAUGAUGAGACGGACGAGGGUGGUGUUCCUUUGGCUGCUAUCAUCGUACCAGUAGUUAUCGUCUUCUUUCUUAUCCCU